GUUGGUCCAUUAAAUUGGCGUUCAGCUAGUGAAAGUGGUGGUAUUAUCAUUGAUGUAUCUAAUAUUAAAAUCUAUUCACUUGCAAGUGAUUGGGCAUGGGUAUUCAAAUUGGAAAAUGUUAGUGGUAGUGAGUUAAUCAAUAAGAAGCGAAAAAAACACCAACAAUGAUCAUUGAAUAUUCCGUCAAUAAAUUGAAACUGUUGCUUAAAUCUUUUUUUUUGUGAUAUCUUCUUUUCCGUUUCUCUCAUUCUUUUCUUUCGAUUUAUAAUUCAAUCUUGUUCUGAUUUAUUUAUUAGCUUUUUACUAGUCUCAUAUGUAAUUAUUAUUUAUGUGAAGAAGUAACAGAGGUUUAAAACUCCCAAUAAUUAUUAUUAAUAAAGCAAGUUGAUAAAAUUAUAUUGAAUAAAAAUAAUAAAGAGUGGUUCACAAGUUAUUUUAUCAAAGAAGAAGAAAACUGAAAAUCUCUGUUAUAUUUUGACGAAAUGGCCUGAUUACUUUAUCCGUGAUAAAGGAGUGUUGAUAGGUCAUAUUCAUAAGAAAAAUAUUAACAAAAACAUUGCUUUGAAGUAUCUUCGUUGACUAAAUAAGAAAUAUAACCUUUUACGAGCUAUGAAAAAACACAAUAUAAUUAUUUCUUCUGAUCAAAAAUAAAUCAGGCAUAUUUUUUUUUCAAUUAAUUCUCUAGACUAUUUUCAUAUGAGCUGAAAUUUAUAUCGGAGAUACAUGUCUUGUUACUCAUUGUAUCCUGAAAUCUUCAGCCAUAAGCAUUAAGAAUUUGUUGAGAAAACUGCAAUAUGAUUUGUUUAUAACUCGUGAAAGGUUAUAGUUCUUAUUCAGUCAACGAAGAUACUUCAAAGCAGUGUUUUUGUCAAUGUUUCUCCUACGAAUUUGAUCUAUGAAUACUUCUUGUAUCAUCGAUAAAAGAUAAGUCAAUUUAGUCAAAAUAUAAUACAGGUUUUCAGUUUUUGUGGUGAUAAAGUGACUUUUGAGCCAUCCGGCAUAUCAUAUUUCAUAAUCCAAAAACUAUCAUAGCCAUUAACAAAACAAUCAUAAUACCUAAUACUGUUACUUCAACAAAAAAACAAAUUCUAUGUAGCCUUCAAAUAUGUCAUGGUAAAUCGACUGCAACAGUAAUGAUAUAUUCAAUAUGAUCGAUGUGCAUAGAUUUCUUUUUCUUUUUUUUCUUUAAUAAACAAAUCAUUCUUUCAACAUCAGCUCACAACUUCACUAUGAUAGACAAUAAAAGAUGCUGGAACUCGAUGUACAAAUGCAAUCUGUUGCAUCUUUUCGAAGAAACUAGACUUAAAAAUGACAUUGUAGUUUUGAAGAAAAAAACAACAUUUCGUGAU
Rotaria sp. Silwood2 is the source of this 1349-nucleotide messenger RNA. The record is from the annotation of a GenBank genome assembly. NCBI's taxonomy places the organism in Eukaryota, Metazoa, Rotifera, Eurotatoria, Philodinida, Philodinidae.